Centruroides sculpturatus (bark scorpion) is the source of this 1439-nucleotide messenger RNA. Its product is annotated as cytochrome P450 3A8-like. The coding region runs from base 390 to 1439 and encodes 349 amino acids. The record is from RefSeq and is a predicted model, not a curated record. The transcript is spliced from 10 exons. NCBI's taxonomy places the organism in Eukaryota, Metazoa, Arthropoda, Arachnida, Scorpiones, Buthidae. Gene Ontology annotation, molecular function: iron ion binding; oxidoreductase activity, acting on paired donors, with incorporation or reduction of molecular oxygen; monooxygenase activity.
CCAUAAGCAGAAAAAAAAUCAGAAAGAAACCAUCUUUAUGUAACUGUUCUGACUACGUGAAUCUAAACUUGAAAAGUAUGUCACCCAAAGAAAGAAGGGACCUCAAGCUCGUGAUCGUCAAUGUGUGGAUCGAAUGUAUGCAGGAAUUGAGAAAAUUCGCAAUAGAUAGAGUGAAAUGGAAAAAAAUAUUGGAUAAGGCAUCAGACACCAACGAGCAAUGAACCCAGGGUUAAUGAUGAUGAUGUUGAACUUGUUUGGAAAGUUACAUCAACUUUCUAGAUGCUGUAACGUAAUAAAAACAAGUAGAUAAAAAUCACCACAGAUAUUCUUUCAGUUGUCAUGUUGACCUCUAUCAAAUAUAUCACAUAUCCGGCUGAAGACUAUUCAAGAUGUCGCCAAUAAUAAUGUUAUUAACUGUUUUCGUCUGUCUUAUAUUAUUUUGGAUAAGCUGGAGAAAAAGGAAGAUGAGCGUGUUUCAGAGAUAUGGAAUACCUGGGCCUAAACCCAAGUUUCUUACUGGAAAUGCAAUGGAAUAUAAUAGAAAAAGAAACAAAUGCAUUGAUGAAUGGAUAGAAAAAUAUGGAAAUGUUUUUGGUUUCUUCCUUGGAAGAAAACCUUUGAUUGUUUGUCACGAUUUGGAAUUGAUAAAACUUAUACAAAUAAAGGAAUUCAAAAAUUUCACGAAUAGAGAUCCGAUACUUCCAGAUGGAGGAAUUCCUCACAAUUUGGUAUCUAAAGCACUUACAAUUCAAUGUGAUGACGAUUGGAAAAAUACCAGAAAUAUAUUGAGCACAAGUUUCAGUACAGCUAAAUUAAAGAUGAUGAGCCCUCUUAUGUCUAAGCCGAUAAAUAUAUUUAUGGAGAAAAUAGAAAAGCAGGAAGAAUCGCCGUUUGAUAUUGCUGAAUUUUAUAAAAAGUUAACUUUCGAUGUAAAUUGUAGAACAGCUUUUGGAAUUCAGACAAACGUACAAAAUGACGAAACAACUAAAUUUGUGCAAUCCGUCUACAGUGUCUUGGAAGUUGAUACUUCUGAUUUACUCUCCAUAUUAUCAAUUUGUUUUCCAGAAAUUGAACCAAUUCCUACGUACGUUAGAAAGAUUUUUGAUGUAAUAAAAUAUGCAAUAAAUUGUCUAUCUGUUAAAAUGGUGUUUGAUACAUGCAGUCAAUUGGUAACUUCCCGAAAAACCUCUGAUUAUCAUCCUCCGGAUCUUUUGCAAAUCAUGAUUGAUGCUGAAGAAGAAACAGAUGGUGUCUUAACGAAGCUUUCAACAGAUUGCAUUGUUGCGAAUGCUUUUCUAUUUAUGAUAGCUGGAUAUGACACUACUAGUACGAUGUUGGCAUGGUUCACCCAUUAUUUGGUUAAACAUCCUGAAGAACAAGAAAGAAUUCGUCAGGAGAUAAACGAAAACAUCGAAAACAAUGUAAUUGGUAUCAUUUAA